GACAGGAAUAUCUGCUUGAGACGACCACGACGAACGACGUGAAAGGCGUACAAGAGCAAUUCAACCAAAGGAUUCCCUCUCUCCCGUCCUACCGACAUCCCCCUACCUACCUGUUCUCUUAACUCGUCCUUUCCUGCUCACUCCCUCUCGUUCUUCCUUCUCGCAGCAGGUAUCCUUCUACUUUUCACAUAUAAUCCCACCUCCCAUCUCGACCUCAUGGGCGCCCUUUGCUGUCGACCUCAGCCUGUCGAUUUUGAAGGCGAUGUCAACCUCUUUCACUUUGUUCUCUUGAGAUGUGUUGGAAAGGGCGCCUUUGGAAAGGUCCGAAUGGUCCAACACAAACAGACUCGAGAGUUGUAUGCCUUGAAAUAUAUCAACAAGCCAAAGUGUGUAAAGAUGAAAGCAGUUGCAAAUAUCAUUCAGGAGCGAAGAUUACUCGAGGAGAUCGACCAUCCCUUUGUAGUCAACCUUCGUUAUGCAUUCCAAGACGAUGAAAACUGUUUCUUCGUCCUGGAUCUCAUGCUAGGGGGCGACCUCAGAUUCCAUCUCGAACGAUUAGGCUCGUUGCCAGAGGAUACAGUACGCUUCUACGUCGCAGAAAUAGCUUCAGCUCUAGCCUUCCUUCAUGAGCACAGAAUUAUGCACCGUGAUCUCAAACCCGAUAACAUUCUCCUCGACGAACGGGGUCACGCGCAUCUCACGGAUUUCAAUAUUGCUGUACACUUUACCGAACGCCGCAUGCUUACGGGUAUUGCAGGUAGCAUGGCUUACAUGGCUCCCGAAAUCCUCGCCAAACGUGGCUAUACUUACCCGAUUGAUUGGUGGAGCCUUGGCAUUUGCGCAUAUGAGCUCCUCUUCGGCCGGAGACCCUUCCGUGGCAAAACAAACGGUGACUUGACUUACAGUAUUAGCAAGGACAGCUUGCGCUUUCCCGACGAUGCCGAUAAGAAGUGUUCGAGAGCAGGAAUGAUGGCAUUGAAAGGGUUCUUGGACCGCGAUCCUUCCAAGAGACUCACUUGCAAGCAAAACGAUGGUUUUGAUGUAAUGCAACGACAUCCUUGGUUCCACCCGAUAGAUUGGACAGCCCUUGAAGCCAAAGAAUUGCCACCACCGUUCACUCCCGAUUCAAAGAAGGCAAACUUCGAUGCAUCACACGAGUUGGAAGAACUUCUGCUCGAAGACAAUCCAUUAAAGGCCAAAGCACGAAAGACGCGAGAUGUUAACACGCUGAGCGCCGAAAUGAGACAAAUGGAAGAGCAGUUCGUAUCAUAUGACUUCAAGAAGAUGCUCCGGCGAUCAUACUAUCCCCAGAAUCAGCAGAUCAUAUCAACGAUCACCGCGACUUCUUCCACAGGCGGACUCGUAGCAAGUAGACCCGUCACGCCGGCAACAGACUCACGGGCCGAAGACAUCGUACAUGAGCACGACGAGAGCGAAUUCGAUGGCGACGACGUCCGGAUGGAGAAGAUGCCCCGGGUACUGGAGAAGAACUACUCGUGAUCCGUACCCCACCCCCACUCCUGCCAGAUGACCUGACGACUGCUGACGAUGUAUCCGCAAUAUUCCCCAUGUAUCUUGUCGAUAUGUACGGCACCCGAUUCCCAUAUUCGCCCCAUCCACUCAUUUCGGGGCCCUAAUCUUGGUUGCUGUUGCUCACUUUCAUUAUGAUCUCACUUCAAGUGCCCUGCUCACUGGAUACCUUCGCUUUGUUCAACAUAACAUGUUCGUUCUGACGCUCGAUACCGUCAUCGGCAUUUGUUUUAUGAGCCUUCCCUUGUAGUUAUUGGAUUUUCUUUGGCUCAUCUUGGUUUUUGAGGGGUCGAGUCUUUCUUACAAUCUUUUUUUUCCGUCUAUUUAGCGCUAGUUUGCUGGCUAGUCAUGUGGUUGUGGAUUUACACAGUUUGCUAUACGACGCCCGGACUCCGUAUAUUAUCAACCCAUUAAUUGCGAUUCGUUGCUGUAGGGUCUAUACAAGUU
This is a messenger RNA of Suillus clintonianus, 1977 nucleotides long. RefSeq names its product kinase-like domain-containing protein. The transcript is spliced from 9 exons. Gene Ontology annotation, biological process: G protein-coupled receptor signaling pathway; protein phosphorylation; regulation of signal transduction. The record is from RefSeq and is a predicted model, not a curated record. Gene Ontology annotation, molecular function: G protein-coupled receptor kinase activity; G protein-coupled receptor binding; ATP binding. NCBI's taxonomy places the organism in Eukaryota, Fungi, Basidiomycota, Agaricomycetes, Boletales, Suillaceae. Bases 217 to 1500 code for a protein of 427 amino acids.